This is a messenger RNA of Fulvia fulva, 1323 nucleotides long. RefSeq lists its product as uncharacterized. Gene Ontology annotation, molecular function: protein binding. Bases 1 to 1323 code for a protein of 440 amino acids. The transcript is spliced from 3 exons. Lineage: Eukaryota; Fungi; Ascomycota; Dothideomycetes; Mycosphaerellales; Mycosphaerellaceae. The record is from RefSeq and is a predicted model, not a curated record.
AUGGCGGAAUCGUACGAAAUCCGCCUCACUGCUGAGAAAGGAUAUGGCGUCUUUGCGACGAAGGACAUCGAGGCGGGCACUGUGAUCUUGACUGACGCAAAGAUUAUGCGCAUUCGCAGCACUUGGUACAAACCGGCUCGAACGAGACACAUUCUAAAGGCAUUCAGCAAGCUCAGCCGACUCGACAAAGACCACUUCAUGAAAUUGCACGAUACAGAAUCGGAGAAAAAGACUGUUCGCGGCAUAUUUCACACCAAUAGCUUCGGUGAUGAGGAGACCAGCUGGGUGUAUCUAAGCAUCUCGCGCUUCAAUCACGCCUGCACGCCAAAUGCUGAUGUUGGGCUUGAUGGCAGCGAGCAAGAUUGUGUCCGAGCCACUGCUCUGAUCUCCGCUGGUGAUGGGAUCACCAUCAGCUACCGACCGGACAUAUGCGAGCUAUGGCCGCGAGCCCAGCGACGAAUGAUACUCGAGGAUUGGGGAUUCAUUUGCAGAUGUAGUGCUUGCGAUCGCACAGACUACGAAGUCAAGCUCAGCGAUGCACGUCGGAAGAUCGUAUGGGCUUUGUACUGGCGUAAGGACUUUAUUGAGCCUGUGGACUACAGCCUUUUUGAGGACUUCAGCUAUGACCAGUACGAAAGUGCGGUCAACCUAGUCCAGAGGGCUAGGACGAAGACCCCGACCGCCAAGACAAGCGUAGCUCAUCAUUUGCUACUAGCCUAUGCUCUUGAGGCUGAAGGCGUGGAGAAGGGUAUGUUUACCAACGCAUACCACAACGCGGCAGAAGCUCUCCUCCACGAUCUCAAACAGGUGAACGACAAUGUAUUUCUCUUGCAAUACGCACUGAACGUAAGAAGCUGGAUGCUCAAGGCCAUACAAUACUCCAGCGAUCACUACGGCCCACAUGACAUUCGGACAAAGCAUCUCCAGGAACAAUGGGGGAAAUACCGGCUAGUGCCUCAGCUGGAGCUCGUGCUGCACAUUGCAACCCUCCUAUACCUCGCAAAACUGCCCAAAAGUCGAGUAACAAUCGCAGAGCUCGUCAAAGGAUACCGCUGCGACAUGGCACAUGCACAAAUGGAACCGCCGGAAGACAUGCAGCAAGCUUCUGGUAUUUUCGCUUUGCGAUUUAUCCCAUCGCGAAACAAGGCGGCGAUCAAGCUGAUCAAUGAACGCGAAUGUAAGGAGAAUGUUCGGCAACAACACUUGAAUGGCCAAGCUCGAGCUCGUGCGAAGAACGCGAUGGAGAAAGUGAUGUGCGAGUGGAAGGGGGCAGUGUGUCAGAUGGCAGCCAGUGGAGAUUCGAGUAAAGGCGCGGGAACAUGA